Molecule: messenger RNA, 1452 nt
Organism: Desarmillaria tabescens
Lineage: Eukaryota; Fungi; Basidiomycota; Agaricomycetes; Agaricales; Physalacriaceae
Product: heme peroxidase
Exons: 5
Coding region: 1-1452 (483 amino acids)
Biological process (GO): response to reactive oxygen species; hydrogen peroxide catabolic process; cellular response to oxidative stress
Molecular function (GO): heme binding; peroxidase activity
Source: RefSeq, a predicted model, not a curated record
AUGACUAUGAUUACGCAUAAUGCCAUCGAUGGAACUGGUGGACUGGAUGCGUCCAUCAUGUUUGAGACCGACCGACCGGAGAAUCCGGGAGAUGCAUUUGACGGUACUUUUACCUUCCUGUACAAUCUUUACGGUAUACAGACCUCCAUGGCCGACCUUUUGGCUCUGGGAGUCUCUGUCUCCGUAGAAGCUGUGGAGGCCCUACAGAUCGCUAUGAGGGCGGGGCGCGUCGACGCUACCAGUGCUGGGCCUACAGGAGUUCUCGAACCCACCGACGAUUUGGAAAUUAUCGUUGCUCAGUUCGCCACCGCGGGAUUCAAUAGAACGGAGAUGAUACAGAUGGUGACCUGCGGUCAUACUUUGGGCGGUGUACAUGGCGUCGACUUUCCUGACAUUACCGGAGACAAUAGCUCUACAAAUUUCGUUCACUUCGAUAGCACACACAGUUCUUUUGACCCUGCGAUAGUCACUGACUACCUCGAUGGCACUACCGAAAAUCCCCUAGUCGUUGGACCAGAAGGAACAAACUCCGACCUACUCGUGUUUUCCGCAGACGGCAACGCGACAAUGCAGUCAAUGUCGGAUGCUAACACCUUUACAAACACCUGCCAAAGCAUACUCCAGCGGAUGAUCGAGGUCGUUCCUUCCUCCGUCACCCUGUCCGAGGUCAUAGACCCAAUUCCCAUCAAGCCCGUAGCGAUUCAGAUGACGUUCGACUCGAGCGGGACGCUUGCAUUCACUGGGGAAAUUCGUGUCCUGAUAUCAGACCGAGAGGAUACAGACCUCACUGUUCAGCUAUAUUAUGCUGAUCACGAUGGAAACAUUCCUUCAAAUAACACUAUUUCCACUGCAGAAGUACACUCGACUGGAUAUGGCUUUGAUGCAGCGUUUAAGCGCGCUAACUCGACGCUUUGGUUCUAUACCUUCUCAGCAGGUGUGCCAAGCGGCAUUUCGUCCUUCAAUGUAUCGGUCACCCCGUCCUCUGGGAAAGAGGAGAGGUACGACAACGGAGGGUCCGGGUAUCCCAUCCAAGAUAACAUCUUUUUCCUUGAGCCGCAUUCAUGUUUGGUCCAAGGAACAGACGAGAACGGGAAUCAGAACCUCACGGUAGUUGCAGCCGUCCGGAAUGACGACUCGUUGACGAAUCCCUCGUUAGAUGUUGUUGUGAAAACAGAGCGCGAGGGUAUGAUCGUUCCUUCGCUAGCCGUUGAAUCUUCCGCAAUGGAGGUCUGGAACACGGACGCGCAUGAUGGCUACACGUUAUACACGAGUCAUUUCAUGCUUCCGAUCUAUUCGUGGUCGACGACGUUUGACGUGACGGUUGGGGAAUAUUCGGACAUGUACAAGUCUACUAACAGUUUGUCGGAUACUUGUGAUAAAUUGCCCCGAUCUACAUCUCCCAAAGUAAUAGAGAGUGGUAUCUUCAACAACAUAGCAAGUCCAGGCCUUUAG